GGAACGUACUGCGUGAUGUCAGCAAUAGCAGAAGUGCCACCUCCAUUCAUUUGUUCAAAACAAACUUCAUCUAAAAUGUCAGAGCCUGAAUUGUGCACGCAGAAAGUAGCUCGUUAGGUAAAUUCAGAUAUGACAGUUACUUAUUGUCUUCUGCAAGAGCGCACUUGGGAGCUAAGUAUGCUAGCUAGGUCUUUGACAGCUUUGACAUCGCGGGGACUGCAUCAGCCUUUGGAGAGGACACUUUCCUCCAGAUUAGUCCCUGGAACAGCACUAAGGCUGGAGAAAUGUCCUGCCUCAUCACACAGACCUCACACACACCGCAAGAGCAAUCACACCAUCACAUGUAGUGAUGCCUGGUCUUAUGGACUGCGAAAAGGAACCCUGCACAGACUUGCUUUUAACCCAGAACAUGGCAUGAGACUCAAAACAUGGAAUAUACACAGAACAUUUCAAUCCACUGGAACCACCAAAGCUGUGCUGAAGCAAGUGGGCAUGCCUGGCAAAAAGACAAUAAAGGGACCAAGGACGAAACAGCCGUCCAGAGCCAAUCUGCCAGCCCCAGAAGAGGAUAUGAUGCAAUGUGUUGCCUAUGCAACUGCUGAACAGUACCACCUACCUACUCUCUGCCAUGACUUAAUAGCUAAUGGCUUUUUUGAAAUAAGAGACUUGCCCAGAGAUGCAGCUAAUGUUCUGGUGAUUGGAACAGAAAUGGCAUCAAAACCAGACGACUCUGCUAUGAUGUUUUUCUUCAGGGAAGGCUCAGUGGUUUUCUGGAAUGUUGAUGAAAAAACUAUAAAGAAUGUGAUGCGGAUAUUGGAGCAACAUGAGAUUCAGCCGUAUGAGGUGGCUUUGGUCCACUGGGAAAAUGAAGAGAUCAAUUACUCAGUAGGAGAAGGAAGUACAAAGCUGCAUCGGGGAAACUUCAUAUUUAAUAGCGACAUGGACUAUGAACAAGUCCUUCUGGAGAAAUUUGCAUUUUCUAAUGCUCUGUCUCUAUCAGUUAAGCUGGCGAUAUGGGAGGUCUCUCUGGAUAACUUUGUUGAAUCUAUUCAGCCAAUUCCAGAGACACUAAAGUCUGGGAAGUCAGUCAAACUGUCCAGGGCAGAGGUCUUGCAGAAAAUAGGAGAACUGUUUGCUCUGAGGCACUGCAUUAACCUCAGUUCAGAUCUUCUCAUCACUCCUGAUUUCUACUGGGACAGAGAGGACCUGGAGCAACUGUAUGACAAAACAUGUCAGUUUCUCAGUAUCAACCGUAGGGUGAAGGUUGUGAAUGAAAAGCUGCAGCACUGCACUGAACUGACAGACCUGAUGAGGAAUCAUCUUAGUGAAAAGCACAGUCUUCGUCUGGAGUGGAUGAUUGUAAUCCUGAUCACUAUUGAGGUGAUGUUUGAACUCGCCCGCGUGGUCUUCUGAGGAGACCGACGCCUUAGAGGAGGAUGUGACUGCCACAGUGAAAUCAACCAACAAUCUUCUAAAAAGUUUCAGUGUUCAUACAGCUUGAUUGCAUCUUUUUGAACCUCUAAUCAGUAGACUUGUCAAAUGCUUGCUGUGGUAUUGUAUUGUGCAAUAGAUUUUCAUUAGAUAAAUAAAAUUCAAUGCACUA
Molecule: messenger RNA, 1603 nt
Organism: Pangasianodon hypophthalmus (striped catfish)
Lineage: Eukaryota; Metazoa; Chordata; Actinopteri; Siluriformes; Pangasiidae
Gene: rmnd1
Product: required for meiotic nuclear division 1 homolog
Exons: 12
Coding region: 130-1413 (427 amino acids)
Biological process (GO): positive regulation of mitochondrial translation
Source: RefSeq, a predicted model, not a curated record